Molecule: messenger RNA, 1361 nt
Organism: Nothoprocta perdicaria
Lineage: Eukaryota; Metazoa; Chordata; Aves; Tinamiformes; Tinamidae
Gene: RNF44
Product: ring finger protein 44
Exons: 10
Coding region: 9-1331 (440 amino acids)
Source: RefSeq, a predicted model, not a curated record
CGUCACCAAUGCGACCAUGGGAACUGGCAGUGAAUAGGCGGCCUCCCUCUGCCCCUUUUAACCACCGCCGUUUCUCGGGGGGACCCUGCAGCAGCCCUGACCACCUCCGGCGAAGCCCCCCCGCCAGGCGUCAGUGGGGACGACGCGACCGACCUCUGGCAGCCCUGCUGGGCCAGGAUGAGCCGCAGCUGCCCCCUGCCUUCCCCCAGCAGCCGCCCGCGCCCGUAGAUGAGCCGCGCAGCUUCGCCCUCCCCAGCACAGCGCCACGAAUGCUGCACCCGGCCGCGCACCCGCCCCACCAGAACCCCUUCAUGGUGGAUCUGCACGAGCAGGUGCACCAGGGACCUGUCCCUCUCUCCUACACGGUGACGACGGUGACGACGCAGGGCUUCCCGCUGCACGCCGGCCAGCACAUCCCCGGCUGCAGCACGCAGCAGCUCCCAGCAUGCUCAGUGAUGUUCAGCGGGCAGCACUACCCGCUCUGCUGCCUCCCGCCCCCGCUGAUCCAGGCAUGCGCCAUGCAGCAGCUGCCCGUCUCCUACCAGACGUUCCCCCCGCUCAUCUCCAGCGACCAUUACAUCCUGCACCCGCCGCCGCCGCCAGUGCCCCCCCACCAGCCGCCCCACAUGCCCCCCCUGGGGCAGUUCGUACCUCUCCAAGCCCAGCACCCGCGCAUGCCUCUGCAGAGGAUAGACAAUGACGUGGAGCUGCGGGGGGAGCAGCACCCCAUCACAGGCUUCACAUACCCCCCGUCGCACCACGCGCCCCCGCUGUCGCCCUCCGUGCCGCUGCAUUACCUCCCGCCCGAGCCGCUGCACCAGGAGCUGCCGUUCGGCGUGCCAUAUCCCCACAUGCUGCCCCGGCGGCUCAGCGCCCAGCGCUACCGGCUGCAGCAGGCGCUGCCGCCGCCGCCUCCACCGCCGCCCCCCUACUACCCGAGCUUCCUGCCCUAUUUCCUCUCCAUGCUUCCUGUGUCACCAACGGCUGUGGGGCCCACGAUCAGCCUGGACCUGGACGUGGAUGACGUGGAGAUGGAGAAUUACGAGGCGCUGCUGAACCUGGCCGAGCGGCUGGGGGAGGCCAAGCCGCGGGGACUCACCAAAGCAGACAUCGAGCACCUCCCGUCCUACCGCUUCAACCCCGAGAACCACCAGUCCGAGCAGACCCUGUGCGUCGUGUGCUUCAGCGACUUCGAGGCACGGCAGCUUCUCCGCGUCCUGCCCUGCAACCACGAGUUUCACGCCAAGUGUGUCGACAAAUGGUUAAAGGCCAACCGCACGUGCCCCAUCUGCCGGGCGGACGCGUCGGAGGUGCAGCGGGAGGCGGACUGAGGCCAGCGCGCGCGGGGCCGCGCCAUUCCA